AUGUCCGACGCAGAGGAGGACCAGCGGCAAGAUGCCAGCGUCCAGCUCCAGCGAGACAAGGAGAUAGAUCGACUUCGUCGUAGGUUGAUGACCGACCUGGAGAAUGUCGAUGUCGAGUCCAGGCAGCUUCGCCAGGUUUGGGACAUGCUCCACGACCAAUGGUGGAUUGCCGCCAGCCGCAUUCACCGCCAAGGCGUCCACCACUCCAAGCGGCAUCACAUCCUCGACUUCCCGGCUUUUAUUGAGAAGAUCUUCGGCCCCGAAUGCAUCGUCGCCCAGAUGCACGCAAUCUUCGGCCCCGACUACACCGCCGCAAAGGCCAAGGCCGAGGGGCCCGCUCGCAUACGCAACGCCGCCAACGCCCUCGAUCUCUCCGACCCCAUCCUCCUCUUCCUCUACCUCAGCCCGGGUGUCUGCUCCUCGACCAACAUCCUUCGUUCGAUAUCCAGCCUCAAGAAGUCCAAGACUCAUGCCCCGGUCGAGACGGAUGACAUCCUGCGCGUGAUCCGUGAAACCAUGAUCGCGAGACACCUGCUGCAGCCAAGCUCCGAGAGCAGCGCCCCUGUCCCGAUCGUCACCGACAUUACCGACGCCGUCGAUCGCCUUCGCAAGUCAGCCACUCCCCGAAGCCGCAGGCCUGCCGCCGCUGAUAUUGAUGAUGAUGACGGAGCCAACUCCCGCUCUCGCCGCUCGUCUAAGCGCACCCGCCGCUCCCUGACAGCCAUUGUUUAUAUUAAUAGCCUAGGUAUUAUUCAGAGGCGAUUUAAGUAG
This is a messenger RNA of Colletotrichum scovillei, 771 nucleotides long. RefSeq lists its product as uncharacterized. The record is from RefSeq and is a predicted model, not a curated record. The coding region runs from base 1 to 771 and encodes 256 amino acids. The transcript has 2 exons. Lineage: Eukaryota; Fungi; Ascomycota; Sordariomycetes; Glomerellales; Glomerellaceae.